AUGGGAAGUUUAAUCGAAUUAGAGAUCCCAACUGGUUACACAGCGGCUUAUUUGUGCAAUAGAUUGAAGAAAGCUGGCCUUCCUACCACUCUUGUGAACUUAAAGUCGUUCAGAGUCGUUAAUAACUCAAGUACGAGCCUUCCUAAUCAUAAUUUGUUCAGGCGAUCCUCUGGCAUGUUUAAACACCUUAAAAGUAUUAAAGAAAGCGAAAGUAGUUUGUUGAUUCUCGACAGAUUUGACCUAUGGGCAUCAUCGAAAAGUGAUAAUCAGGAACCUGAGUCGAAGAGAUUUAGAAGAGUUGAAACCGAAGGAAGUUUGUAUUUGAAAUCAGUGAAAUUAGCAGAAGGAGUAGAAGAAAAGGUAAACAAGUGUAGAGUAAAUUGGACGUACAAGUUCCUGUACUGGAUUCGCAACUCAGUAAUUUAUCUACUAGAAGAGGAGUUUAAACAUAAGUUGACGUGUGUGUGUGUGUACGCAGACGCAUUCAACUCGAGAGUCUUUUAUGAUGACAUCGUUGACAGAAAGUACAGUUUAGAAGAUUUUGGAAAAACAAACAUCGUUAAAAAUUUGGAUUUGGGAGAGAGUAUACAAAGAGGAUUUGAAGUAUUGAAGUUGAAAGAAUUGUCAAAGGCGCUGGAUUUUUAUACAUCGGCUGGUGAUUCGGAUCACUUGGGAGACUCAGUAUACGAUAACUUGAGUAGAAACGCAAGAAUAUUGAACCUGGAAGUGCCAUUUGAAGUAGAUUGCGAAAACAUAGAUUUGACGUCAAUCACAUUGAUAGUAGGGCCUGAAAGUUCGGGAAAAAGCACACUGCUGAAGUCUAUUUCGAAGUACUGGCAUAAUCAAAGAGAGAGUAAGGGCGGCUCGGAGAGUGGAGAAGUGGAAAGUGGAAAAAAGGUGGGCCCCUUUUACGUGUUUAAUCUCGAGUACUACGAGUUGUCAAGCCAGUACGUGGGCUGCGCAGAGUCGUACGUGAAAAACAUAUUUACCAAAGCAAAAUACAACAAACCCUCACUGGUGGUGUUGGACGGAAUAGAGCUACUGUUUGAACGAGUGGCAAUAGAGGAGGAGAGGGCAGUACCGGUAACAGUAUCUAACACACUGUUGAAUCAGCUGCACAAUCUAGAAGGAGUUAAGUUCAUAACAAGCACAACUGGAAAUUUUGAUAUUUCAAGGCUUUCGUCGGCAUUUCUGAGCAUGACAAUAAAGCCAGAGUUAAAGCCUAAAAUGCAAGUGAUUAAGCCAAUAGGAGCAAUUUUAAUACACUCAGCGUAUAUUAAUUCCGAAGGUGCCGGAUACCAUAGAUGCAGAAAUAUUAUUAACAACUAUGGUAACUAUGUUAAUGGUAACUAUGUUAAUGGUAACUAUGGCAACCACGGCAAGUAUUGCAAUGAUCAGAGUUAUGGUAAUUAUGGCAGUUUUAAAAGGUUUGCAGUCAGGAGUAGUUUCGGUUAUAACACAGGGGUAAUAGAGUCGGAUUUGCCAUCAAUAGUAGCAGCGAAGUUUGAACCGCCACUGCCAAGUAGAGAAGACAAGCUGAAGCAUCUACUCUCAAGUCAGCUGAAACAGCAAUGUGCAGAGUCAUUAGGGUUGGGAGGAAGCGGCCCCAAUGGCACCGGCGCAGCCGCUAGCUCAGACUUAGAGUACGUCGACGAGUUCAAUCGGCAGCUGCAGUUGAAAAAAGGAAUGGUGCCAGACAUAGGAAAUGAUGUAUACGAUGCUAGUGAUUACAGAGGAAGAAGUUAUGCGGAAAUUGAGAGAUUUAAAGACAUGGAGUUGAGGAAGAUCAGAAGCCACGAGAUGAGGAACGGGAGGAUCUUUAAGUCAAAAAACUUGAAGUUUGAAGAAAAGUACAGGCUGGAGUCGGAAGAUGGCUCCAGAGGCGCAUAUAACAGAGAGUACUGGACAUCGCAAGGCCACGACGCGAGGGCCGCAAACAAGGGAGACCAUCGCAAGAGGAAUAAGAGGGCUCACGAGCCGAUAGAAGUGAGGCUGAGCCUACGAAUACAUGAGGCGGACCUGCUGAAUAAGUGCAAGUUCUUCAAGAAGAAGGCGCUGAAGGGCUACCCGCUCAACUUCAUGAUAAGGGUGGACGGGAACCCGGACGAGUUCAUGCUGGCGGCAGAAGGGAUACUGAACAAGGCACGCAUGUUCCUGUCGGACGCGUGCAUGGCGUCAGGAAACCUGUCGAAGUCAAACACGACAAUAUCGCUGUAUUUUAGGCCACUGAACAGGCCAGAGGAGGAGGAUCUAAGUGAGCACCCGAGUGCGACUGCGAAGCACAAAAACAGCAGUUAUCUAAGCCACCUGCACACCCAGGAGUUGCCGGAAUCCUACAACAUGGGCGGCUACAGCCACCAGAGUGCAGCCACUCCAAAUAUGAGUUACUACAACAAGGAACCUGGAGCCAUUCCAAAUAUGAGUUACUACAACAAUGAACCUGGAGCCAUUCCAAAUAUGAGCUACUACAACAAGGAACCUGCAACCACUCCCAUUAUGAACAACAUCACGGUAGUUCCAACAACAAUGGAUAAAAGGGCUUUAGACGUAGCAUCAAUAUUUGGAAACAACGUAGAAGCUGCAGAGGCAGGAGCUGGUAGGCAUAUGGACGGACCACUGGCCACAGUGGACACUGGUAGAAGCGCUGAAGCACUGGGGAACACUAGGCAAGUUGCGCAGGAAAAAACGUCAAGAUUCAUGACGCUAAACAAAAAGAAGGAAUCCAGUGCCUCCAGUGUACCAGCCGCACCAACGAAGCUCAGUAGCCAUGGCGCCAGUGAGACCACUGCCAGUACCUCAGCGAUUCCAUCUGGUCCCAGUGGUACCGACGCCAACACUCAAGCCCCGAGCAAUGCAACCAUUUCAAACACACCCACCUCUAGUAAAUGGAAGGUACUGAACAAAAGGGGUAAUUUAAAAUGA
Theileria orientalis strain Shintoku is the source of this 2922-nucleotide messenger RNA. RefSeq lists its product as uncharacterized. The transcript is spliced from 6 exons. The coding region runs from base 1 to 2922 and encodes 973 amino acids. The record is from RefSeq and is a predicted model, not a curated record. Gene Ontology annotation, molecular function: ATP binding; ATP hydrolysis activity. NCBI's taxonomy places the organism in Eukaryota, Apicomplexa, Aconoidasida, Piroplasmida, Theileriidae.